Molecule: messenger RNA, 651 nt
Organism: Mandrillus leucophaeus (drill)
Lineage: Eukaryota; Metazoa; Chordata; Mammalia; Primates; Cercopithecidae
Product: cytochrome c oxidase subunit 5A, mitochondrial
Exons: 5
Coding region: 1-474 (157 amino acids)
Biological process (GO): mitochondrial electron transport, cytochrome c to oxygen
Cellular component (GO): mitochondrial inner membrane
Source: RefSeq, a predicted model, not a curated record
AUGGUUACUGAACCCUGUGACCGCGGGCCGCCCUGGCCGCCGCUUCGAGUAGUGGAGGACCUGAGAGCGGUCCCCCGGGGCCUCCCUCCGGGCAACUUCCUGGCUCUGCCACCGCGGACAGCUAUCCAGUCAGUUCGCUGCUAUUCUCAUGGGUCACAUGAGACAGAUGAGGAGUUUGAUGCUCGCUGGGUAACAUACUUCAACAAGCCAGAUAUAGAUGCCUGGGAAUUGCGUAAAGGGAUAAACACACUUGUUACCUAUGAUCUGGUUCCAGAGCCCAAAAUCAUUGAUGCUGCUUUGCGGGCAUGCAGACGGUUAAAUGAUUUUGCUAGUACAGUUCGUAUCCUAGAGGCUGUUAAGGACAAAGCAGGACCUCAUAAGGAAAUCUACCCCUAUGUCAUCCAGGAACUUAGACCAACUUUAAAUGAACUGGGAAUCUCCACUCCGGAGGAACUGGGCCUUGACAAAGUGUAAACCCCAUGGAUGGGCUUCCCCACGGAUUUAUUGACACUGCUACUUGAGUGUGAACAGUUACCUGGAAAUACUGAUGAUAACAUAUUACCUUAUUUGAACAAGUUUUCCUUUAUUGAGUACCAAGCCAUGUAAUGGUAACUUGGACUUUAAUAAAAGGGAAAUGAGUUUGAACUGAAA